Messenger RNA from Mastomys coucha (southern multimammate mouse), 796 nucleotides. It is a transcript of the gene Snrpc, whose product is annotated as small nuclear ribonucleoprotein polypeptide C. The coding region runs from base 107 to 586 and encodes 159 amino acids. Gene Ontology annotation, cellular component: nucleus; U1 snRNP. Gene Ontology annotation, molecular function: pre-mRNA 5'-splice site binding; zinc ion binding. The transcript is spliced from 6 exons. Gene Ontology annotation, biological process: spliceosomal snRNP assembly; mRNA splicing, via spliceosome; mRNA 5'-splice site recognition. The record is from RefSeq and is a predicted model, not a curated record. NCBI's taxonomy places the organism in Eukaryota, Metazoa, Chordata, Mammalia, Rodentia, Muridae.
GCGGAAGCCCAUUCCUCGCGUUUGCAUCGACGCCCGCGUCGGCGCAGCCUGUGUGCGUCAUUUCCUGGCGGCGGGGACCCGGGUAGUCAACGGCCUGUGGAGCAUCAUGCCGAAGUUUUAUUGUGACUACUGUGAUACGUAUCUCACCCACGAUUCUCCGUCUGUGAGGAAGACACACUGCAGUGGUCGGAAACACAAAGAGAAUGUGAAAGACUAUUACCAGAAAUGGAUGGAAGAGCAGGCCCAGAGCCUGAUUGACAAAACAACGGCUGCAUUUCAACAAGGAAAGAUCCCUCCAGCUCCGUUCUCUGCGCCUCCGCCUGCGGGGGCCAUGAUCCCACCUCCCCCCAGCCUCCCUGGUCCUCCUCGGCCUGGCAUGAUGCCUGCACCCCACAUGGGAGGCCCUCCCAUGAUGCCAAUGAUGGGUCCCCCUCCUCCUGGGAUGAUGCCUGUGGGACCAGCUCCUGGGAUGAGACCACCCAUGGGAGGACACAUGCCCAUGAUGCCAGGACCUCCAAUGAUGAGACCUCCCGCUCGCCCUAUGAUGGUGCCCACACGGCCUGGUAUGACCCGGCCAGACAGAUAAGAGCAGAAGCGCUCUUUAUCAUUUUGUAUUUCUUGUUCUGUUUCACCAGGAGAUCUUGGUGCUGAGCCUGAGUGUUUGCUAGAUGCAUGACAAGGAAACUUCCCUUCCUAACAGAGAGAAUACUUUUGGAGGGGGAAGUGAUACAAAAAAAUGCGGUUUUCACUUAUAUAGUGAAAUAUGAAAAUAAAAUCAUCAGCUCUUUUAGUUAAA